This is a messenger RNA of Nothoprocta perdicaria, 1451 nucleotides long. RefSeq names its product DPH2 homolog (gene DPH2). The transcript is spliced from 4 exons. The record is from RefSeq and is a predicted model, not a curated record. Lineage: Eukaryota; Metazoa; Chordata; Aves; Tinamiformes; Tinamidae. Gene Ontology annotation, molecular function: 2-(3-amino-3-carboxypropyl)histidine synthase activity. Gene Ontology annotation, biological process: protein histidyl modification to diphthamide. The annotation marks the transcript as partial.
CGCCUGCCCGCCCUGCACCUCUUCGGGCGGCAGCCGCUCGACGCCGCCGCCUGCGCCGCCGCCUUCCGCGGGCUCUUCCCCGAGCGGCGGAGCCGCGUCGUGGUGCUCAGCGACCUGCGCUACGCGCACGCCAUGGGGGAGCUGGAGCGGCUCUUACGGCCCGAGUACCCCAACGUCGUCUUCUCCAGCGUGGAGYGCGGCGAGCCCGGCGCGGCGCGGCCCGGGGAGCAGCGGCACCUGGGGCGCCGCUUCGUGCUGGAGCCGCCGGCCGAGCUGCAGGACUGCGCCAUGUUCUACGUGGGCGCCGAGGGCCUGGCCCUCAGCAGCUUCAUGCUCACCUGGAACCGCUGCCCCUUCAGCUCCUUCGACCCGGCCACCGGCCGCGGCCGCCGCGAGACCUUCAACGUGAACCGGGCGCUGAUGCGGCGCCUCUACCUGGUGGAGCGGGCGCGGGACGCCAGGGUGGUGGGCAUCGUGGUGGGCACGCUCAGCGUGGCGGGCUACCUGGACGUGCUGCAGCACCUGCGGGAGCUGCUGCGCCGCGCCGGCAAGCGCAGCUACACGCUGGCCCUGGGCAAGCCCAGCCCCGCCAAGCUGGCCAACUUCCCCGAGGUGGAYGUCUUCGUGCUGGUGGCCUGUGCCCAGAACUCCCUGCUGGACUCCAGCGACUUCUACCGGCCCGUGGUGACCCCCUACGAGCUGGAGCUGGCCUGUAACCCGGCUCGGGAGUGGACUGGCGACUACCUCACCGACUUCCGAGACCUGCUGCCAGGCGCCUGCGCUCACGUGGAGCUCCCGGCGGCAGCGGGGGCGGACGACGCCGUUCCCGACGUCUCGCUCAUCACGGGGGAGCUGCGUGCCGCCCGGCUCCGCGACCCCCCGGCCCCGCAGCCGCCCCCCAGCGCCGCCCUGGCCUGCAGGGAGCAGACGCGGGCGCUCGCCGAGAUCAGCCCCGCGGCCUCCUUCCUGGAGUCCCGCAGCUGGCGGGGCCUGGAGCAGCAGCUGGGGAAGACGCCGGUGGCCAAGGCGGUGCAGGGCCGCCGGGGCAUUGCCAUCGCCUACGAGGAUGAGGGCCGCCAGGACGCCUGAUGCUGCGGCCGUGGCAAGGGUCCUGCGCCUGCCCCCGUGCAGGGACCCCCGAYGGUCUAACAGGGAGCUGGGCUUUGCUCCUGGUAGGACAGGGAGCUGCCUCUGGUCAUUCCCAUGCGGAAGCGGCCYGGGAGGCUGCAGCACAGGGAGAGCAGCAGCCGCCCGGCUGGUCAGGGAUGCCCAGGGCAGCAGUGGGGUCCAGAGCUGGCCCUUGGGCUCAUGGCAGCGCCCCAUCURUAGGAGGUUUGGCCCUUGGGGAAAAGGGCACAAGUCUUAUGGGAGUCUGCGGGUGCCAGGACUUGGGCCUGGGCUGGUUAUUGCUCUUAAACAAAUUAAAUAUAAAAUCUCUGAAAUAAAAGAUU